Molecule: messenger RNA, 1254 nt
Organism: Cannabis sativa
Lineage: Eukaryota; Viridiplantae; Streptophyta; Magnoliopsida; Rosales; Cannabaceae
Exons: 3
Coding region: 1-1254 (417 amino acids)
Source: RefSeq, a predicted model, not a curated record
AUGGAGCAGAAUAUAGACUAUGAAUGGCUGCCUGCGAAGUGCAAGAAAUGCUCUAAUUAUGCUCAUACGAUAGCUGAAUGUAGAAGAGGUGAAAUUAAGAAAGUAGGAGAAGAGGUUAAGGGGAAAGUUGAAAACAAGGAGAAGAAACCAGCAGCCACAACUUACCAGGAGAAGAGACUGAUUGAGAAUAAACAACAACAGCAGGGUAAAGAGUGGGUUAUCCCAAAGAAAACAACUCCUAUGAAAGUGUUGAAGACCCUUGAGAAGGCUACAGCAGAAACAAAGACACAGGGUGAAGAAUGCAAUUCGUUCAAUGUGCUCCAGGAUCUAGAAGUGGGGUUAGCAGAGAAUCAAAGUAAGAGCAAAGCAGAGGUUUCGGGGGUUGGAGCUUUGCUUGAGACAAAGUUGCGAGGGAAUAAAAUUCAGGAGUUUAUUGAUAGGAAGUUUGUUCAAUGGGAUCAAUACUCUAGUCCUACAAUUGAAGGAUGCAUCCUCAUUGUUUGGAGGAGAAGCUUUGUUAGGGUUAUAGUAAUAGAGGAGAAUCCUCAAUACACUCAUUGUUUCAUCAAAAUGGUUGGUCAAGAACAUGCUUGCUGCAUCACAAUUGUUUAUGUUGGUGAUUUUAAUGCUCUUUUUGAGUUGGAGGAUAGAGAGGGAGGUAAUGUUGUGGAGUUAAGCGGUAUUCAAGAUGCUAGUAAUUGGCUUGCUCAGAGUAACCUAGAACCUAUGCUAAAGAGUGGAUCUAAUUUCACUUGGACUAACAAUCAAGAGGGGAUAAAAAGGAUUUACUCAAAGAUUGACCACAUUUUCAUCAAUGAGUAUUGGUUUGACAGAUUUCCAAACUCAGCAGCGCAUUUCAACUGGGAAACAAUUUCAGAUCAUUGUGCGUGUGUGGUCUCGAUCAAGGUGAAUAAAGCUAUUGGUGCUAAACCGUUUAGGUACUUCAAUUUCUGGUCCUUUCAUCCUGAUUUUAUUAAUGUGGUUAAGGAAAAUUGGAACAAACCUUUAAGAUGCACAAGGAUGAAGGUUGUCUUCUUCAAACUUGUUCGUCUUAAACAUUGUUUCAAACAGUUCAAUAACCAUGUUAUAGGUUAUAUAGGAAAAGAAUAUGAAGCUGCCAAAAAUGUGUACACAGAAGCAAAAUUAAACUCGCAAGCUGAACCUAGCAGUCAUAUCUUGCAACAACAAGAAAAAGAGGCAGCUGAAAGAUAUAGCCUGGCUGAAAACAUGUAUCAUAGCUUCUUGAGUCAAUGA